UACUCCACUCAGCGUUUUACUCUAAGCCAGUGAUUGAUCGUACACAGAACUUAUAAUUAGAUUAUGUUUAGCCUUGAAAUUGAUUGACGUGUGCCUAAAAAAAAAGAUAUUCGGGAAUCACCUUUCCUAAAAAUAGUCAGUAAGCAUAGCGCGCGUGUGUGUGUGAUAUGGUAGAACGUAUGUAUUGCUGAAGCCUCGUCUUAUUGUUUUAUUUUACGAUAGAAUGCAUUUAAUUAUGAUAUAUCAGUUAUAGAUUUAGUCAUAGAUCUCGCAAAUUUGUAUUCGGAUGAAGUAUGUAGGUCAAAUGGAUUCAUAUUAUACAGGAUGAAACAGCACAUUUUAAUCCAAAAACUCAGAGAUUAAAGGAUGAUUGAUAUAUUAUGACAGUCUGUCGACAGAUUUGCGUGUGUGAGAUAUUUGUACUAAAAGUAUGAAAGUCAACGUUUAAUCCAUAUAAAACCUACAAUGAGAACUUUCCUUCCUUUACAAUCAAAAAUUAUCAACACCUAUAUGAAAGUUGUUCUGAAUACAAGCAUACCAGUCUUUAUAUUUCUGCUGAUACUUAGAGAGGUGAAUGUGCACGUUACAAUUCCUUCUUGUUUGACUGAUGUUAAUAGAGUCCCCACCUGUCCAAGAACAAAAGAGCAAUGGCUUGUAUCGGAAGAGAAGAAAGGCUGCUCUAGAAUUUCCCUUAAGUGUAAUAACAUGGCUCCUCUCAAAUACCACUGUCUUAUAAAUGCAUGGAGAAAUGCGACAUUUGAGUUAUGUGGCCCCGAUACGGAUAUCAUAGGGUUUUCCUGUGCAGAGUACAACGAAGGAGGGGAAAGGAUUCAACCAAAUUUUGAGAAUAAAUGUGACAAUUUCAGCAACUCCUGUCCAUUCAAAUAUAAAUCAUCUUUGGGAUAUUUAUAUCCAGAGUGUUUUGUGCUCCAUCCUGAAAACGAUGAAGGGAAGGAAAAAAAUCCACGAUAUACUGAGAUAAGAUAUUUUCAAGUACAACAAAGGGAGGAUCAAAAGUCAGGCUUUGCCAGUGCUGCACCUUUGUUCAUCCUCUUCCUAUUUACCUUGAUAAUUACAGCCCCUGUCUGCAUGUAUUGUAAAACAAAACGAGAUCUCAGAAUUGUGAAAAAAUCAGAUGAUAGACAGACCACAGAAGUUGUCCACUAAACGUAUUGACGCUUUCUUCAUUAUCCAGAUAUACAAAGGUUUAUGAAGAUACUAGUGCAGAAACUAGAAGAAAAUAUAAACUUGAUUCGUUGCAAAAUAUUUGCUGCUUUUGGCUUCCAUUUAUAUAAUGAACAUUUCUGAUUCUUCUUUUUUUUUCAUUUAUUCUUUAAUUUAUCGGAUUCCAUGCAACAACUAUUAAUCAUAUGGAAACAGUUUAUUCAAUAUGCAAGUACCUGCUCAA
Molecule: messenger RNA, 1408 nt
Organism: Saccostrea cuccullata (small rock oyster)
Lineage: Eukaryota; Metazoa; Mollusca; Bivalvia; Ostreida; Ostreidae
Exons: 8
Coding region: 466-1167 (233 amino acids)
Source: RefSeq, a predicted model, not a curated record